This is a messenger RNA of Lycium ferocissimum, 1958 nucleotides long. RefSeq names its product zinc finger CCCH domain-containing protein 17-like. The coding region runs from base 312 to 1958 and encodes 548 amino acids. Lineage: Eukaryota; Viridiplantae; Streptophyta; Magnoliopsida; Solanales; Solanaceae. The record is from RefSeq and is a predicted model, not a curated record. The transcript has 3 exons.
AUAUAUUAUCAUAAUCAUAUAUUGAUACAAUAUUCUAUCCAAAGUUACCAUUUCAGUUUUAUAUAGUUCUUCAGAAAGGGUGAGAAGUCACAAGAAUGUAACUGCUGCAGAUUAACAGUUUCUUCCCUAUUUGUGAUAGUGGUAGUUUUAGGGCAGACAAAUUUGAGGCAGAUACAGCAACAAAUGGUGAGUCAUUGCAAUUGCAUAAUGACGCAAACGGAGGAGGAGUUACCAUUGUUUCUCGAAAUACUCUCAAAUCCUUGAAGGUUCUUCUUUUGAUCCAUUUCAAUCUGUUCCUGAAAUAUUACAAAAUGGAGGAAAGAAUCCUUAGAGGAAAAAAUGCCAGACACUCUCUUUUAGAGGACGUGCUGCCACCAAAUCCUGUCGUUGAUGUUGCACAUCACAGGCCCAAACCAGAAAGUGUGCCUCCUACAAAUGGGAAUCUUGUUGGUAGGUCCAACAGAGUGCAGCAGCCUGUGAGGUUUGAUGAUCACAGAAGCAUUCAGAACAAAGAUGAUGAGAUUUUAAGGGAGGUUUCGCCUGGUUUUGAUGUUCUUGUGGAUGAUGAGCUCAGAGGUACUGACUUUUAUCACGAGGAAGGUCAAUAUGGCAGAAAUGGGGGAAGGGAUGAGUACGAUAUUGGCCACUCUGCUGAUUGUACUUCAGUAGCAGAUGCUGACCAAGAUAUGUACCAUGAUGUCUAUGGGAACUCUCGCGACAGGCUUCCUGGUUGCUCUGGUAGGGGGCAGCAUAGAGCUUCUUCUGAGAGAGUAGAAGGGGAAUCCGCUCAUCUUGAAAGGAGACGCUAUGGUAGAGCUAACUGCCCUGAAGAAGUUCGAGGGUCGGAUCUGAGGCAUCAUUUAUCAAAGGCAAAGAGGGUUAAUGGUUUGAGGUCAGUCGUUAGUCAUGACUAUGCAAGUGAAAAGCAUGUUGAAGAACGAGGCUACCGGAGUUCCAGGAGGGAUCGACACGAUUUACCUUCACAUGAUAGUUCCGUUGCUAGUAGUCGUCUUCGAGGAAGAAUAAAGCUACCAAGUAGAUCACCCUCUCCAACUAAUGGGACAGACAUGCGGCUGGAUAGGGAAAGGGAUAGGUCCAGGGACCGUGGCAGGUUAUCUUUAGAAAGGCCACAACUUUUCUCUCAUCAGGGAAGGCUUCGAGAUAGACUAAAGGGAAGGCAAGAGGAUGUCAAUGAUACUGGAAGAAAUAACAGUGGGACACGUAUAAGAAGAGAUGUAAGCGAGAAUGAUUCUAAUUUUUCUGGUCCAAGAAGCCUUGCUGAACUUAAAGGUAGGAAAACUUCUGAGACCAAUGAACAAAAUAUCGACGAGCAGCAGGCCCUAGGGAAGCGUAAGUUCCAAAAGCGUGACGGCGAUCAGCCAACAGGAGGGGACCUAUCAUUUGACAGACCAAUGCUACUGCAAGAGAUCUUGAAGAGAAAAAGAAGCAGUAAAACGGGCAUGACAUCUGAUAAGAGCGAAGACCAUCAACAUGAAAGAAAGGAAAAUAUUGACCUUGGGCAAAAGGAAGAGUCUGAUCCUCCAUCAGGUGAGAAAAAUGAUCUUCAAGAAACGAUAUCAGCUGAUCAUCAAUCUCCUGCGCACCAUGGUGAAAAUGAGCUUGAAGUUGAAGAAGGGAUGAUUAUGGAAGAAGCAGAUGAUCAAGACCCUGAAGUCCAUGAUCAGAGAGAUGUAGACUAUGAUUAUGAGCAAGUUGAUGGUGAAGAUUACAAUUUAGAUGAAGGUGAGAAUGCUGAUGCUGGUGAGGAAUACCUGGAUGAAGACGAGGAAGAUGAUGCAGAUGACUGCAAAGAAGAUGCAAAUGAUGACUUUGCAAGCUUAGAAGAUUCUAGGUUGGCUCGGAACUCCACUGAUUUUUAUUUUAGAAGUAGAAAAACGCUGUUGGCUCGGAACUCUUGGCACUGUUAUGCUUUUAUUUUUAUGCUUUCUAUUGAGUAG